GGGCACGCAAUGGGUGCUACUGAGGGGCAUGGGGUGUUUGUUGGGGGCUGCGGGAUGGUGAUGGGAUAUUGGGGGCCAGCAGAGGAAACCCCAGGCCCCUGUGACCCCCUUCUCUCUGCCAGGCCCGUAGAAGACCCCCCGAUCCGCCAGGGCAGCGCCCGGCACAGAGCAUGGACCGGAGACCCCCCUGAGCUCAGCCCGGAGCAGCGCCGGGGGACCCCCAUCAGCACUGGCCAGCAGGGGGCACCGGGGACUCCCACCACCCCAACUGGAGCCUCGGGACCAGACAUGCCCCCCGCCCCCCACUCCUGCCCCCCUGGAUAACUCGCCCCCGGGCUGCGCAGGAGCCACGUCCCAGCACCCCCUGGUGGGCUCCCCCGUGCCCCCCUGGACCUGGGCCAAGGGAAGAUGACCACUAGCCCCCAGGAGGCCCUGAUCUCCGCCUUCCUGCAGUUCAUCGAGGAGCGGGGCAGUCUGGCCUACGGGGCGCUGAGCCAGACCCGCCGGCCACCCCACGGCGACAUGAAUCUGCUCUACCGCAAGAGCAAGCUGGAGUGGAGACAGCACAAGGACGAGGAGCCAAAAAAGGGCUCCGCCAAGGACCCGGGAGCGGGGAAGAUCCGGGACGUGGCCUCCUUCCGCCGCCACUUCCGGAUGGGCUUCAUGACCAUGCCAGCCUCGCAGGAGCACGCGCCCCACCCCUGCGCUAGCGGCAUGGCGCCCCGCUCCCUCUCCUGCCACUCGGUGGGCAGCGUGGAGAACGGCGAGGGGGCCACCAGUGCCAGGAAGCCCCCGGCCAAGCCCAAGCGCCACCCCAGCACCAAGCUCAGCAUGGCAGGCGAGGGGCGGGUGGCAGAGCCGGCCGGCGGCAAGAAAACCGGGCCCCAGAAGUCAUUCUCCGAGAACCGGGAGUUGGGGCGCAAGGUGCCCCCCCAGAAGCCUAAGCGGAGCCCCAACACCCAGCUCUCUGUCUCCUUCGAUGAGACCUACUCCAGCCGCCCCCUAGUCACCUCCAUGGGCAGGGGGGCACCGCCACGGUUUAGCCGGGCGUUCUCCCACGGCCACACCAAGGGCUCGGACCCCGAGGACGAGGAGCCUGUCUAUAUCGAGAUGGUGGGGGACAUUUUCCGGGGCACCGGGGCACCCCAGCCGCCGCCGCCCCCAGCAGGGGAGGAGGACUCUGAUGAGAGCGAGGCAAUCUACGAGGAGAUGAAGUACCCCCUACCUGAGGAGGCCAACGGCAUGCCCGCCUCCCCCUGCCCGCGCCAGGCUAAGGCAGACAAGGGCAAGACCUCCCCCUGCGACAUCCCCCCGCCUUUCCCCAACCUGCUCCAGCACCGCCCGCCCCUGCUGGCCUUCCCCCAGGGCACGGGGCACAAGGGCUACAAAGCGGGCAGCCAGGAGGCCUCCUCCAAACUCCCUGUGCCCUGCCACGCCAAGGAAUCGCCGGCUGCGGCCCAUCCACCGGGGCACCAAGCCCUAGUGCCCUCCGGCCGCGCCCGCAGCCACUCCACUCCGCUGCCCCCACAGCCCACUGGGCAGCAGAAGGCGGAGAAGGAGCUGCCCAGUUCCCACAGCAUGAUCUGCCCCCCGGCCAAGCCGCUGCCCUCUAUGCUGCCCGUGCCCCAGCCGGCCAAGGACAAGCCGGCCGUGUCCUACACCAUGGUGUACUCGGCCGUCAAAGUCACCACCCACGCGGGGCUGCCGGCCGAGCAGAAGACUGAGAAGGAGAUCUCGGUGCUGCACGGGAUGCUGUGCGCCCGGCCAGCCACCGUGCCCGCCGGCAAGCCGGCCCCGCGCCCCGAGCCGCCCCUGGGCAUGCUGUGGACUUACCCAGCCCCCUGCGGGGGUAUGAAGCACCCGCCAGCCUACGAGAGCGUCAAAGGAGCCGGGGCCAAGGCCGUUCCGCCCGUGGUGAAGUUCCAGCUGCAGGACCGCGGGGCCUUCGCCAGCAUGGCCUGCUCCCACGUGGUGGCUGGCGCCGACGAGGAGAUGCUGGGCGUGGGUUGGGCGCUGCAGAGGAAGGGACUCUACAGCAACCGGAAAGGCAAAGAGCCAGACAAGCCCGCGGAGGGCGCCCGGGUCUGGAACGGCAGUGGCGAGGUGCAGCUGAAGCCAGACAGGGACUUGAAAGCCCUGGUAGGGACCUCGCUGUCGGGGAUCCCUGUCCGGGCCCCAGGACCCGAGGGGAUGGUGCCCAAGAUGCCGGGCUGCCGAACGGGGCUGCCUGUGCCAUGUCAGACCUUCCCUGCCUGCCACCGCAACGGAGACCUCACCGGGGGUUACCGCCUGGGCCGGUCAGCUUCCACCUCUGGGGUGCGACACACCGUGAUUCACACGCAAAGGCUGUGCAGCCACCCCAAAGACGCAACCAGCCUGGGCCUGCCACCCCUGCCCCUGCCCGGGGUGGCGCCAGGUGCCCAGGAGCGGGAUGGGAAGCUGCUGGAGGUGAUCGAGAGGAAGCGCUGCGUCUGCAAGGAGAUCAAAGCCCGGCACCGGCCCGAGCGCAGCCUGUGCAAGCAGGAGAGCAUGCCCAUCCUCCCCAGCUGGCGCCGCACCACGGACAGCCGCAAGGGCGGCACGCCGCCCUGCCGGCGCCAGCACACGGUGCUGUGGGACACGGCCAUAUGACGCCGGGGGCACGGCCCGCGUGGACCCUGCCACACCCCCACUGCACUGCCUUGGGCCGGCCGGGGACAGCAGCCCCCCGUAGCCGGGGAGGGGCAGAGGGGGUGAAUUGCUGGCUGUUGACCCGUCCGCUCUCCUGGGGGGGCGACCCCGCGGUGCCCUCGGCUGGAAAGAGCCGGUUGGCCAAGCUGGCGAUGCUGGACUGCAAGCGAGGCCUGGAACAGAGGUGAAGUGGGAGGGACACCCAGCGGUGAUGGACCAUCGCCCCCUUUCCGCUGCCCCUGGACUGGAUCUGGGGUGGGGGUCACAAUCAGGUGCCAGGCGCACCCACACCGCUGCCUUUCCAUCAUCGUAAGGGGAAGAGGGACAAGACUGGGGUGACCAGGUUUGAUGGUUGGGGUCGGGGGGAAAAAUCAAAGCUCUCCAGGGGGGGUUACUGAUCCCCGCCCUCUGCCCCACUGACCCCCCAACGCCUCCCCUUUGGCCCCACAGUGGGUACAGUCCUCCUCAGCCGCCAAGUCCCGUUAGCGUUUUUAGACACACGGCUGGACCGACUUGGGAUGCUGGCGCGCUCUACGGACCCCAACUGCUGCCGGGCGGAGGGGUGGACUCCCGCCAGGAUGCCUGGGUUCUGCCGCCCCCUUGAUAUAUUUAAGUAACUCGCCGGGAUGGGGGGGGCUCUCUCAAGUGUAACGAGAUGAUGAAAAUGCUUUGCAAAAU
Molecule: messenger RNA, 3348 nt
Organism: Chelonia mydas (Green sea turtle)
Lineage: Eukaryota; Metazoa; Chordata; Testudines; Cheloniidae
Gene: NYAP1
Product: neuronal tyrosine phosphorylated phosphoinositide-3-kinase adaptor 1
Exons: 7
Coding region: 409-2631 (740 amino acids)
Biological process (GO): neuron projection morphogenesis; phosphatidylinositol 3-kinase/protein kinase B signal transduction
Source: RefSeq, a predicted model, not a curated record